Molecule: messenger RNA, 543 nt
Organism: Prorocentrum cordatum
Lineage: Eukaryota; Dinophyceae; Prorocentrales; Prorocentraceae
Source: the annotation of a GenBank genome assembly
AUGCGGCCGCAGCCGCUGUUUCCGGUGGGCGACCCGAUCCUGGAGGGCCCCGCCCCCGCCGACCUGGCGACGGCCAUGGCGACGCCCGGCCUGGACGCCUUCCUCGCCAAGUAUCCUGUCGACGAGAGGGCCUACGACUUCUUCGCGUGCUCCUCGCAGCAGGUGCAGGAGAAGGUCCUCCGGGAGUUCCGGCCCAAGGCCGAGGGGGAGGCCUCGUACGCCGGGCUCUUCACCUCCUUCGUGCGGAAGGUCCGCCAGCUGUACGACCAGGGCGGGCCGAUGCCCGGCGUGGGCGGCAAGGGCGGCAUGCUCGGCGGCAGGGCGCCUGCGCAGCAGGUGGUGACCCGCGCGGACGCUGGCUUCCGGCCGAUGGUGACGCCGAACAUGGCCUGGGCCUUCGAGGAGGUGGACCCGCUCGCUGCGCCGCCCGACCUGGAGAGCUUCCGCGCGAGGUACCCCAUGGACGACCGCGCCCUGGACUUCCUGCAGAACGUCGACGUGAGGGCGCGGGCCUCGGCACCACCUGCUCCAGACUCCCUCUGA